AUGUGGUUCAAAAAGAAUAUUUUACAUUUCCAAUAUUCAAGAGAGAAAGAUGUUAGUUUGAAGGAAAAUAUGUACAUCCCAAAAAUAGAAUUCAGAAUCAUAAGCUAGGUAUAUAUGGAUAUUAGCCAAAAUAACUCUAAAAUGAUGAGAUUGAGAGGAAGAAUCAUAGUAUUAAGUUUCAAUAUCAAAAUUUUUUUCGAACACUCUUUGUUGAUCUUUAAAUAUUAGAAAUGAUUACUUUGAAAAUAAGUUUUAUAUAAAAUAUAAUCAUAUAAAUAAAUAUCAAGUAUAUAGCCAAAAUUAUUAAAAGAUGAUUUUUGGGUUCGGUUAUUCUUUAUACUAUAAGAAAAAUCAAAAAAAACAAUAAAAGAAUCGCAAUUAAUUUAUUUAGGAAGUAGAGAUGGAUUAAACAAAGAUUAAUUUUUAAACAGAUGUAAUGCUAAGUGUAAUCUACUUGUGUAUUUUAGUCUCAAAGUGGAUAUCUUUGGUGGAUAUUCUCCAUAUUAAUGGUAAUAGAAUCCUGGUGAUUAUGUUUAAGUUGAUACAUUAUCAUUAUUUUUAUUUUCACAAACACAUGGAUAAAUCUAUCCUUUGAAAUAGGAUAGCAAAUAUUCUAUUUACUGUAACAGUGGAUAUGGACCUACGUUUGGAAGUGGUCAUGAAAUAAUAAUAACAAGUGAUUUUAAAGGGGGUUAUUCUAAUUUAGGUUAUGCAUAUCAAUGGGAUAAAUAUCAGAAUAAAAAUUCAACACAUUUAUUUGGACAAGAUACACCAAAUAUUACCAAAUGUAAAUGA
Paramecium octaurelia is the source of this 795-nucleotide messenger RNA. The record is from the annotation of a GenBank genome assembly. NCBI's taxonomy places the organism in Eukaryota, Ciliophora, Oligohymenophorea, Peniculida, Parameciidae.